This is a messenger RNA of Talaromyces amestolkiae, 915 nucleotides long. RefSeq lists its product as uncharacterized. NCBI's taxonomy places the organism in Eukaryota, Fungi, Ascomycota, Eurotiomycetes, Eurotiales, Trichocomaceae. The transcript has 2 exons. The record is from RefSeq and is a predicted model, not a curated record. The coding region runs from base 1 to 915 and encodes 304 amino acids.
AUGGAGCCUAGACGGACCUCCUCGCGCGUGCAGAAACUCCAGGCAGACCAUCUUCCGUCAGAAACCGCGGAGAAAACAGAGACAACCACCAAGACUACCGCUACCUCGGCCUAUACGAAUUUCGAAAGUUCCAACGAGCAGAAGAUCGCGCAUCCAAAAAAAAAGGAUGUUGCCACUUCAGUGAUUCCGAUGUUCGAUGGUGAACUCAAUGAUGAUCCUAAAUGCACCGGAGGGGAUUAUCUCUUUUCUAAUCUUGCCCCUUUGACUGAUGGAUCACUGGCUAUAGCCAAACCAGAUCAUCAUUUCGGCGUUAGACCGGAAGAUGUCAAUCGUCAGAUCCGUGAUGAACUGAAUCAUUUGAUCGUUCCAUCAACACAAAGUGAUCUUGCCAUAUGUCAAAAUUUCUUCCUGGAACUCAAAGGUCCCGAUGGUACCCCGGCGGUAAUCAGAAGGCAGGCGUGCUAUGAUGGAGCACUAGGAGCUCGAGCCAUGCAAGCUCUACGAUGCUAUGGGCAAAAGCCGUCCUAUGACAACAAUGCAUAUGUCAUUACAUCGGCCUACCAUUCUGGUCAUCUCGAAAUAUAUGCUACCCAUGUCACCAAAUCCACGCGUCGAGAUGGCCGCCCCAUGUACAUUAUGACGCUGCUUGACAGCUUUUCUAUGAUAGGUAGCUUGAGGGCGUUUCGGCAGGGGCUAACAGCAUACCGGAAUGCUCGAGACUGGACAAAAGAAACAAGGAAUGAGCUUAUCGAAGCGGCGAAUGAGCUAGUGGAGGGACCUCGCUCUCGACAUUCUUCUUCUUCCCAGAAUCAGACUCCUGAACUAGUGUCCAACAUGGACAACUCGACAUCAAUUGGUUCCACUAGACCGGCUAACAGCCUCACCGAAGACACUCAGUGGAAGUUUAAGCGGUGA